Messenger RNA from Bombina bombina (fire-bellied toad), 2382 nucleotides. RefSeq names its product anti-Mullerian hormone (gene AMH). Gene Ontology annotation, biological process: gonad development. Bases 1 to 2382 code for a protein of 793 amino acids. Gene Ontology annotation, molecular function: growth factor activity; nucleic acid binding. NCBI's taxonomy places the organism in Eukaryota, Metazoa, Chordata, Amphibia, Anura, Bombinatoridae. The transcript is spliced from 7 exons. The record is from RefSeq and is a predicted model, not a curated record.
AUGACGGGGGAGGUGUGUGUAGGGUGGUUGCUUGUGCUGCCCCUGGUGGUCCAAACAUUACCAAGCAAUAUUGGGCAAACAGCUGAAGGGUUGGCGAAAGGAGAACAUUGGAGAUCUGUGCCCUCUACCAAAGAAGAGUUACCCCAGCAUGUUCACAAGGUAAGAAAUGAAGAUGACACUGAAAACCAUCAUAGACCAAAGUGUCCCUUAAAGGUUAAUGGAGAGGCUGGACUUGUUUUGGACAACCUGCAAUCCCAGGGGGUCUUCAGGGAAUAUGAAAUUAGGUUCCUGGAGGCAGUAAGAAAGGCAUCAUGGGAAGCAGGUGACCUAGAGGUAUUUGCCAUGUGUCCUAGAGAUGAACAUUCUGCUGUGAUGAAGCUCCUAGCAGGUUACCUUGUGGAUCCUCAAGGGAAAUAUUUGGUGGUCAUGCACCUUGAAAAAGAGGAGUGGGCAGCUGGCUCAAAAUUAUGGUUUCAGGGUACAUUGGAAGAACACAUAUUGCCUCUUAUACAGCAUCACCAUUCCUUGAUACUUGUAUUCUAUUCUACACCCUCUAUGGGUCACCAUGGGUCCAGGCUCCAGGUGUCAGGGGACGGUAUCCCACAGGAACAGGUUGCCUGUGUAUCAGUUGGAACCCGUUAUCUUGUACUGAGAGUGGAUGCAACUGUGAGAAGUCACAAUUCCAAGGACAUAAGGCUGCAUCUGUCCUUACAGAUGAUCCGCACUGCAGAUGGUAAGGUACCUUCCCUGCCAGGGCGACGGGUGUUCCUCUCUGCUUGUCGGGGACACUCAGCUAUGUGGGUUUCACUUGCUCGUGUUCAUGAGCUGUGCCCGUCUAGACGUGUUUCCAGCAUUUGUGCCAGGACUAAGAAAUCUGUAUCAAGUGGCUGUGGUCUUCUUGUAUGUUUAUCUGUACCGUCUAAACCUUGUGCUUCAGUAGCCGUGGAUUUCAUUGUGGAAUCGCCUUCUUCCUCUGGUCAUAAAACUAUACUCAUAGUUGUUGAUCGUCUAACCAAAAUGGCACAUUUUAUUCCAUUAGCCAACCUACAUUCAGCUGCAGAGACAGCCUCAGCUUUCAUCAAGGAGGUAGACUUCAUGGAGUAUAGCCCUGAGGAGAGCUCUUGGGAGCCUGUGGACCAUCUGCACGCAGAUGCCCUCAUUUGGGCAUUUAAUUUGGCUCAUCCAGAUCGUCUGGGAGUUGUCCGGAGGCCCCCUUUUAGGAGGGGUAGCUGUCAGGUACCUUCCCUGCUGGGACGACGGGUGUUAGUCAUCGGGUUAAUUUGGCUCUGCAGCGUUCACUUCGUGUUCAUGUACUACGCCUGUGUAAACAUGUUUCCAGGAUUUGUGUUAUCAGACACAGAAACUCAACAGCUUCUAUUUGGUAUAGAUGACAAAUGCAUGACCAAGAUGAAACCAGCCCUGUUCAUGAUUGUUGGAAAAAGUGGACAGCCUGGUGCUUCUCUGCCCUUUGCGACACCCAGCUCCAGUUCCAAAGGAGGCCUAAGUGAUAUUAAUGAUCAGAAGAAGGAUGAGUUCCUGGAAACCUUGUCCAAAUUCUCCUCACUUCUGCUAAACUCUCCUGGUAAAGCAACAUCUACAAUUCAUAUUUCCCUUGACCCCACUAAUGACAGUAUUGGAGACCUGCAUCCACAUCUCUUCAAUGUAACAGAUUCUGAAGCCCUAGAAUGGCUUGUGGAGGCUGAAGAACCACUAGUGUUUCUCUUCUUGCCGGGAAGCAAAUCUUUGCUAGGGAUUAGAGAUCUACAGGGAAAACUUGUUGGGACUUUGUUGGAGAAGGUAACAAAUAAACUUUAUGAAGUAUUGGAAGACCUUGAAGAAGUUUUGACUUCAGAUGACCAUAUUCAUACACUUAAGCGCCUUUUAAAUUCUUGUCAUGGCACCUUCAAUAUUAGUUAUCUGCCCACAGAAAGUGAAACAUCAAUGUUGGGUGAAAACCAGCACAGAAACCUCCAUUCAUUAAUGCUUCUAAAAGCCUUACAGACAGUUCGUACCUAUUGGCAAGACAGAAAAAAGUUGUCCAGACAGAACCGUGGAGCAGGUAUCAAGCCCCAUUGCCGACUCCAAGAACUGACCAUCAACCUCAAGCCAUAUGCAGAGUAUAAAGAUGUGCACUUCCCCGAGGAGAUUAACAUUAACAAUUGCGUGGGGCCUUGUCGCUUCCCACAGACUACACAAAGUGAUUACCAGGCCCAUGUUAUUCUACUGAUACAACUUCAGGAGCGUAAACAAACAAGCCUUGCUCGACCCCCAUGUUGUGUCCCUGUGAAGUACCAAGAGCAAUGGCUUAUGAUAGUGGAUGAAAACGGGCUCAGGCUUCAGCUUUACCCAAACAUGGUCGCCAAAGAAUGUGGGUGUAGAUAA